GCCAAUGGGCAGCACAGGGUGUGCAGCAGAGCUGGCGAUUGCAGCUGCGGAGGUGAGGAGUGCAGUGCGAGCUGAGCGGGAAGAGCCCCUUGCCAUGGCUGAGGCCGCAGAGGCACGGAAUGCUCCGAAUGCCAGUGGCUGAUGGAGCCACGGCGGCUGCUGCUGGACGAGCGAGAAACGCAGCAGGAGCAUUUCAGGCACGGCAAGGACAGGCCAUUGCUCUGCCUGCUGCCGCUGCUGCUCCCGCUGCUCCCGCACACAGUCGUUUCCGGCACCUCUGUUCUCUCGCCGCUGCGACGUGCUUUCUGCCUCUUCCUCACUCAGCAAACACGCAGCUUGCUCUCGCCAUGCACCUCGCACAUCUCAUCCUCACCGUCUUCCUGGCACAGUUCCUCGGCACCACGGGGCAGAUCACGGUCACCCAGGAAGAUGCACAAGUCACAGUGAAGCAGGGACAGCCCUUCCACACCACCUGCAAAUACCAGAUCAGUGGUUUUACUGCCUUGCUCUGGUACCAGGUUCGGAAAGGCCAAGCCCCCCAGCUGGUCUCCUAUCAAUCAGGGACUGGCCCCAGGCACAGCGGCCGGAUCACCACGCACCUGAACACCACGGGCAAAUACAGUGUCCUGAAGGUGGAGGAAGUGCAGGUGUCUGACAGUGCCUUGUACCUGUGUGCUGUGCAAGACACCCUGGUGCAGGGAGCUUGCUCGGCUGCGCAACAACCCAGGGAAGGCAGGGGAUAUGGCUGGUUCUGUGUUCCUGCCCUGGGUGUUCUUGCAGCAGCCCCGUUUGCACGGACACACGUGAAGCACAGAUUUGUGGAUGGCUCCACUCUGGUGUGCACGAGCCUGUGGCUGUGCGUGUGUGUCCCUCAUCGGGAGGGAAUUCCCUGA
Molecule: messenger RNA, 893 nt
Organism: Catharus ustulatus (Swainson's thrush)
Lineage: Eukaryota; Metazoa; Chordata; Aves; Passeriformes; Turdidae
Exons: 3
Coding region: 120-893 (257 amino acids)
Molecular function (GO): peptide antigen binding
Source: RefSeq, a predicted model, not a curated record